AUGAGUGUUAAUCCUAGAGCUAAUCAUGAAAUGAUUGAUGGAACCCCCUCUACCCUGACAUUUGUAUCAAAUUUAGCCACCCCCAGUACCCAAUCCUCCGAAAGAACAUCCCACGAUGUUCCUACAACUUUAUUCACAAUACAUUCAACACCCUUACAAGUUACUUCCCCAGCUACAGCCGGUCAUGUGUGCAACAACCAAAUUCGACCCUUACAGUACUCCAGUCCCGCUGGAAUAGAAUUUGUACCACCUUAUUCUCAAUGUACUCAGGGCAACACCUAUUAUGAACUAAUAGACCUGCAACGGAAACAAACUGAGCUAUCACAAACAAUUGCUUCUCAGCAAGCAAGGAGCCUGCUACCUGCCCACAAACCACCCAUGUUUGCUGGAGAUGCCCUAGAGUUUCCCACAUUUUGGACUGCCUUUGAGUCUCUGAUAAAAUCAAAGGUGAAGGAUCCCAUAGAAAGGCUUUACUUUCUUGGCCAAUACACGGUAGGAAAGGCCAAGGAUGUAAUCAAAGGGUGUUUGCAAAGGAAAACUGACGAUGCGUAUGGCGAAGCAAAGCGUCUACUACAACGCCAAUUCGGCGAUCCAUUCAAAAUAGCCAACGCACAUGUGACAAAGUUAUCAUCUUGGCCGCAGAUUAAACCUAAUGAAGGCAGCGCUCUCCGGGAUUUUGCUAUUGCCCUAGAGCAGGCAGGUUCAGCUAUGAAGGGCAUGUGCCAUAUGCAAGAUCUUAACACUGCACACGUUUUACGAAAGUUGUGGGAGAAACUACCGCGUCACUUACGCAGUAAGUGGACUGAAAGGAACAACAAGACAAAGGUCACUAAAGGAAGAAUGGCAAAUUUCGAGGAGUUUAGUCAAUUCGUAUGUGAACAAGCCGAAUUCGCUAAUGAUCCUGUUUUCUCCGAAGAAGGUGUAAGUAUCAAAUCAGCCGAAGAUAAGAAUAGCUACAAUGGGAAACCUAGACUGACCAGGAGAGUACGGGGAUUUGGAACGAUGAUGGAGAAGGCUGUCACAACAUGCCCACUAUGUAAAAGGACUCACAAUUUGAAUGACUGUGAGCUGUUCUUGAAGAAACCGUUGAAAGAUCGACGGGACUUUGUGAAAGAAAACAAAUUGUGCUACGGUUGUUUUGGUGAUCAACAUGUUGCUAGAAAUUGUAAGAAAAGACAAUCUUGUAAGAAAUGCAGCAAGAAUCAUCCAACAUCGAUGCAUGACGAUAACUGGGUGAACAAGGCGAAGAUCGAUGGCAAGAAGGACGACGAUCAAUCUCCUGGAGAUCCGCAAGUUUCCACCAAUCGAACUGCCAUUUGUAAUGUAACAGAAGCAGGAGAUAUACCUGUCAGCAUGGGAAUUAUACCUGUAUGGGUGUCUCGUAAAGGAGACCCGACUAACAAAGAGAAAGUCUAUGCCCUGCUAGACAACGCCAGUGGCGGAACAUUCAUAAGACAAGACUUGGCGCGAAGGCUCAAUAUUGAAGGAAGUUCAACAAAUCUUAUUCUAACGACCAUGCAUGGAUCCGAAAACGUUCGUACCGAAGCUGUUGAUGGGUUGGUCGUAACUAAUUUCACAAAUGAAGAUACUAGUGUGGAGCUACCUAGGACCUAUACGAGACAAGUAAUCCCGGCAGACCGCAGUGAAAUACCACAGCCACAGUCAAUAAGUAAGUUUCCCCAUUUGGCCGAACUAAGUAAGAAGAUGCCGCCCCUUAUGGAAGAUGUGGACGUCGGACUCUUGAUUGGCUUGAAUUGUCCCAGCGUGUUACGGCCACGAGAAAUCAUCUACGGACAAGAGGAGGAACCAUACGCAAUUCGUUCACUACUCGGAUGGUACAUCAACGGCCCAAUUUGCUCAUCAGAGAACCAAGGUCUUCAUUGCAACAAUGUUCGGCUCAAAGAAAUUGCACCAACAACUGCGAAAGGAUAUGUUGUAUCACAGAGAAUGGCCAAAGAACAGAUCACACCACAGGCAGUCAAGCAGAUGUUUGAAUUGGACUUCUCUGAAACAGAAAGAGGGACAGCUAUGUCACGCGAAGAUAGACUGUUCUACCAUGUAGUGGAAAACGGAAUUGUUCACUUGGAAGACCAGCACUAUGAAAUGUCCCUGCCACUCAAAGAUCAGAAUAUCAAAUUGCCGAACAACUAUGUGCAAGCCGAAAAACGCCUGAAUAGUCUGAAGAAGCGCCUGCAGUCUGAUGAACGGUACCACAAGGACUACUGUGAUUUCAUGUCAGAGAUAAUCUCGAAGGGAUAUGCUCGCAAGGUGAAUAACAACCUCGAAUCUGCAAACGGAAGGACAUGGUAUCUGCCACAUCAUGGGGUUUAUCAUACUCAAAAACCAGAUAAGGUGCGCGUGGUCUUCGAUUGUUCGGCCAGAUAUGACGGACAGUCCUUGAAUGACAACCUUUUACAAGGGCCCGACCUGACUAGUAAUUUAAUUGGCGUUUUGACGAGGUUUCGUCAGGAGAAAUUUGCGUUCAUGGCAGACAUUGAGAAAAUGUUCUUUCAAGUUAGAGUAAGAAAGGAAGACCAGAAUCUCCUCAGAUUCCUGUGGUGGCCUGAUGGAAACAUGGAAAGCAAACCAGAAGAAUACUGUAUGACGGUGCAUUUGUUUGGAGCUGGGUCAUCACCUGCUUGUGCAAAUUACGCCCUCCGACGUACUGCUGAUGACAACGAAGCCGAGUAUGGCGUCACGGUAGCAGACACUCUCAGAAAGAAUUUCUAUGUCGACGAUGUCCUAAAGUCAACCCCAACGGAAGAUGCAGCUGUUGACCUUUCAACGAAGGUAAAGGAAGUAUGUGCCAAGGGCGGUUUCAAACUGACUAAAUUCGUUGGCAACACAGAACGCAUUAUCAAAUCAAUCCCUAAAGAGUACCAGGCCGAGAACGUCAAGAAUCUAUCAUUGGGCCAAGAUAAGCUUCCGAUAGAAAGAGCGUUAGGAAUACACUGGUGCGUAGAGUCUGACGUCUUCAAAUUCAGGAUCCUGCUGAAGGACAACCCAUGUACUCGCAGAGGGAUUCUCUCUACUAUAAGCUCCAUUUACGACCCUUUGGGAUUCAUUGCGCCAGUCGUGCUCGUUGGUAAGAAGAUACUACAAGACAUCUGCCAAGCAAAUAGUUGGGACGAACCAGUUGACGACGCCACAAAGAGUAAAUGGGAGAAAUGGCGUAGUGAACUUUAUCUGCUCGAAAGGUUAGAUAUACCUAGAAGUUUCAAGCCGAAGGAUCUGGGGAAGGUCACAUCUGUUCAACUCCAUAGUAUGUCCGAUGCUUCAACAACUGGAUAUGGACAAUGCUCCUAUUUAAGAUUGAACGAUGAGAACGGCAAGGUGCACACUUCCUUCGUCAUGGGUAAAGCUCGAGUGACGCCAAGAAAAUCUGUAAGCAUACCAAGAUUGGAGCUUGCUGCUGCUGCAACAUCCGUAAAGGUUGCCAAUACAAUCAAGAAAGAGUUAGAGUACGAGAAGAUCGAGGAUCAUUACUGGACAGACAGCAAGGUUGUUCUCGGAUUCAUCGGUAACGAGUCUAGGAGAUUCCAUACCUAUGUGGCAAAUCGAGUCCAAAUAAUUCAUGAUCAUUCAGAUCCUUCACAAUGGCACUAUGUGAAAACAUCGUCAAAUCCAGCAGAUGAAGCCUCGAGAGGAAUGUCAGCGAAAGAGUUUGUCGAGAAGUCAAAGUGGAUCGAAGGUCCAGAAUUCCUGCGCGAGCCUGAAGAAAGGUGGUCAAACGUUGAAGAAUCGGGUGAUAUUCUUGAUCGAACUCUACCGGAAGUAAAGAACAUGAGAGUAAAUUCACAGGAAGUAAAGAAAGGAAACUGUGGCAUUCUCGACAGAUUAGAAAGAUUCUCCAGCUGGCAUAAAGUAAGGGGUGCGGUUGCCUAUUGUUUGAAGUACAAGAAGAUCCUCAAGGACAGGGUGAAUUGCAAGAAAUCAUCCCAAGGAGACGAGUCAUACAAGAAGAAAAGCACCGACAAUAGCAACACCAACGUCGCGGUAGACCUUUGUGUAGAGGAUCUAGAAGAAGCUGAAAGAGAAAUCAUUAAACAGAUUCAGAACGUUGCAUUUCCUACUGAGUUGGAGACCCUUCGAGGACUUCAAGGCAAACCGAACUACGGUACACGAGAAUCGGACAAGAAUAAAAAGGGAGUAUUGAGGAGAACGAGUUCUCUUUACACCUUGGACCCGUUCGUAGACGAGCAGGGAGUUCUCAGAGUUGGAGGGAGAAUAAGGAGAGCAAGUUUUUCAGAAUCUCUCAAGAAUCCAGUCAUCUUACCAAAGUCAAGCCACAUUAUAUUACGUCACUUAUAA
This is a messenger RNA of Paramuricea clavata, 4311 nucleotides long. The record is from the annotation of a GenBank genome assembly. Lineage: Eukaryota; Metazoa; Cnidaria; Anthozoa; Malacalcyonacea; Plexauridae.